AUGUGGCAUGUCGCGAACUCCGUGAAUCUUCAACCUACAUCAGUGAUAUCAAGUCUAUUAUUUGAUUAUCGCAUUUCUGCAUCAGCAAUACAUUUUAUUGCUGAUGCUCAAGUGCUUGUGGAGAUUGACGGUUCGAGAUCAUGUCACGUGACUUCAGACGGCAGCGCCCAGUACUCGUCUGCAAAGCGGUCAAGCAGCUUCUCGAGCUUUCUCAUUGAUGCAUUGCGACGCAAAAUUCAUGGAAUACGGCAUUCAAUUAUCCGUUAG
This is a messenger RNA of Periconia digitata, 267 nucleotides long. NCBI's taxonomy places the organism in Eukaryota, Fungi, Ascomycota, Dothideomycetes, Pleosporales, Periconiaceae. The record is from the annotation of a GenBank genome assembly.